CUCUUCCGAUUGCAGACGUGCCUACGACGCCCUACGGACGCUGUUGACGGUGUCCAGCAUUACUUCGGUUGCGGCCGUCUAUCAUGAUGCUGAAGCGUGACCAGCGUUGAGCCGAGCGACGAGCGAACGAGAGCAAGAACCUUGAAGAAUGGUGCGGAAAAAUGCGUCCCACUCACAGCGGACCGUAUCGUUCCCAGGGUUUUGCCCGUGCCCGGAGCAGGAGCAGGUUCACGAAUAAAUAAUAAUCCAUAAAUCAACUGCCAGGUCGGUGCAUGGAGCCCGUACCGUACCGAGGGCUGUUGUGUGUGUAAGCUGCAAAUGCACUUGUGGAGGAAUUGAAAGCAUAUGUAACACUUCCGUAACACUGACGUGCGGUGGACAAAACGAGAGCCACACAACUUAUCCAAGGAAAUAGAGAAACUUCAGUCUAGUUUAGUCUGAACAGGUUUGAUUUGUUGAAGUUGCUGUAUUAUAAGAAGUUAGAUUAAGGAGUCUGUAUGCAGUGUGGAAAGCUAGUCUUGAGUAAUUCAACGCAUACAGACACAUUUAGUGAACUGUCAUGAGUGUUGUAAGUGACGUAUUGUUUCCGUGUGCCAACGUUGCGACCAGUGGACCGAAACCAUGGAUGGUGAAAAUCGCAUCAUACUCAACGUAGGAGGCAUCAGUUCGAUGAGGCUGCUAAACGGGAACCCGUUUGCCUCUCUCUCUCUCUCUUGCAGGUAUGAGACGUACAAGGCGACGCUGAAGAAGAUCCCGGCCACAAGACUUUCGCGGCUAACGGAGGCUCUGGCGAACUACGAUCCCGUCCUGAACGAGUACUUCUUCGACCGCCAUCCGGGGGUGUUUGCACAAGUCCUCAACUACUAUAGAACUGGAAAGCUGCACUAUCCGACCGAUGUCUGUGGGCCACUGUUUGAGGAGGAGCUGGAGUUUUGGGGUCUUGAUUCGAACCAGGUCGAACCGUGCUGCUGGUCGACGUACAGUGUGCAUCGUGAUACGCAGAGCACACUCGCGAUACUGGACAAAUUGGAGCUAGACGAUGAGCAACCGUCCGAGGAGGCGAUUGCGCGACUGUUUGGCUUCGAGGAGGCACUGCUAAACGGCGAGCUAACCUGCUGGCAGCGGACGAAACCGAAAAUCUGGGCCCUGUUUGAUGAACCAUCGAGUUCCACCGGUGCUAAGAUUGUAGCUGGAAUAUCGGUGUUCUUCAUCUGCAUCUCUGUGAUAUCCUUCUGCCUCAAGACGCACCCGGGCCUGCGGGUGGAAAUUCCGGCCAUCCUUAACAUCACGACCAACGGUAGCGUCGGCCCACUGCCCGACGUACCAUCCACCCUGGACGAUCUGCUCGACCACGGACGACUGGACGAACUUCUGCUGGACUAUGGGUCACCCACCAUCACCAGCACUAGCACCGCCAGCACCACCACAUCCACCACCACCAGCAGUGCCACCACCGAGAGCCAAUCUUCUCCACCGUCACGCCCGGAAACGACCACUCAACGUACCGGCCGGAUCGUCUCAAGCGCCUACCGGAUGAACUCCGGCAAGGGAGCGAGCAUCGUGGAGAACUGGCAGGAAACGUACGGUCAACCGCACGAAGCAUUCUUCUACGUCGAGCUCGUCUGCAACGUGUGGUUCAUCAUCGAGCUGACCGUACGGCUAGUGGUGACCCCGAACAUUGUCGAGUUUAUCAAAUCGCCCGUCAACAUCAUCGACCUGGCGGCAACGCUAAGCUUCUACACCGACGUCUGCCAGCGGAUGGGUGAACAGACGGGUCUGCUGGAAGCGUUCUCGAUCGUGCGUAUCCUGCGGCUGUUCAAGCUGACGCGCCAUUCGCCCGGACUGCGCAUCCUGAUCCACACGUUCAAGGCGUCCGCCCGGGAGCUGACGCUGCUCGUGUUCUUCCUCGUGCUCGGUAUCGUGGUGUUUGCCAGCUUGGUGUACUACGCGGAAAAGCUGCAGGAUAACCCGGACAAUCAAUUUAAGAGCAUUCCGCUCGGACUAUGGUGGGCGAUCGUAACGAUGACCACGGUUGGGUACGGUGAUAUGGCGCCCAAAACGUACGUCGGGAUGUUUGUCGGUGCGCUCUGUGCGCUGGCCGGUGUGCUGACGAUCGCCCUGCCGGUACCAGUUAUCGUCAGUAAUUUCUCCAUGUUUUACUCGCACACGCAGGCUCGUUCAAAACUGCCGAAAAAGCGUCGCCGUGUGCUGCCGGUGGAGCAACCGCGAAGGAAGCGUGACAUGGGUGCGGCUAACCGGCGGGUAAAUGCGCUCAAACACCAACACACCCAACCGACCCAUCCCGCCAUCUUUAAGGAUGCUUUCGGUGGGGCGAAAAUCGGUCACGUGAAUGGCGUCAAUGUGAUAGGACUCACCCUUCAAGGACCUUCCGUACCAGGGCUAGCAGUCCUCAAGCCACCUUCCGUACUACAGCAGGGUGAUUUCAUCAACGUGCCACAGCUGAGCUCACUGCAGCCGCGCCAACCGACGACCGGAAAUGUGGAUUUAUUGCUACCAUUACAGCCGAAAUUGCUCGUUCCGCUGGCAGCAGUCGAGCGACGGGAAUCAAAACCGGAAGAAAUGAUCCCACUGGAACCGAAAGUCACCUUACAGAGCGACCCGAACGGUGUGUCCGGCAGCAAUACGCCUGGGGAUGAAUGUUGAACGCCUGGCAGCACGCUUUCUUCCUGAUGCGCACACUAAGGGACACAGGCACGGUGUGAGUGUCCCGGAAAAUUGAGAAACGAAAGGAUUUUGAUUAGAUUUGUAAAAGUUGUAAGUUUGGGAAGUGAACAGUCAUCGGGAAAAAAACUUGUCUGAAAAGUAAAGCGAAAGAAAUCUGGCAGCAAGUCGUAGAAAAAAAGGAUGUAUGUAUGUACUCAAAUAAAGGAACUAAGCAGGGAUAUGAAAUAGAAGCUAAAUAAACACUUAAAGAAAUGUAAGGCAAAUAAUGAAAAUGCAUUCAAGUUCGUCGCAAUUCACUUCACGUCAAAGAGAGGCUAGAGUUGAAAGUUUUCUGUUUUUACUAGGGAAUUGUGCGACCUUUUGCUAGCAGAGAUCGUAAACGGGAGCAAAAUUUAGUGGUGAACGAAUCGUUUUUGUCAUACAAAGACGCGUGUGUUGGACGAGUUGAGUUUGCAUCGUAAAGGGAGAUUAAGCUUUGUGCCAAGCGCAUCAUAAGUAAACUAGCUAGUGACUAGUUGUUUAAUUGGAUAACGUUGUUGUGCUCAACUUUUAUACGACCGUGUGUGUAUGUGUGCAUAUGCCAUAAAAUGACGAGUUGAAGUAUCGAAUCAAAAUGGAAACAGAUUUCAAAACGUGGGUUGGAAGAAGCAGCGUGAUAAAGCGGUUGAACCACGAACAUGAGCGAAAAAACGCUUCUCCAGUGCGGGAAGUGACGUGUGUUAGUGAAACAAUACAAUGUAUCUGUAUGAAUGUAUGCCAACAGUAAAUGUUCUAAAUUGGUUGAAAAAGACAAACCAAGCAGAAAAAAAACCAACAGAAAGUCCCAACUGGAAAAAACUUCUACCGUCUGUGUCACAAUGUCCACAAUUAUCGAUGUCCAGCAAAGGAAAACUGAAAAACGGAAAAUACAUUUCACGUUUAAAUGUGAAUCGGUGAGGGAAAGAGGGAAACCACAUUACAACAAGCUUUAAGAAAACAUACAACGGUGUGAAACGAGGUUUUAAAACACGAGGAAUCGAAUGACUGGAGCGUGUUAGUGAAAUGAAUCUGCAAACCAAUCUACUCUUAAAUUUAACCGAACCAAAAGAAAGGAAAGAAAGAUGUGGAGCAGUUUAAACAAUUAUUCAACUUCAAAAGAAGACUUUCUGAUGCUACUCUCCCUCAACUUUCAUAAAAACGGUCAAUGAAACAGUAGAGCAACAAUUGGAAUCAAUUUCUGAUCGGUUUCAAAUCGACAAAACGUCAAGCAGAACGUUGUGGGGCUACAAGUUUCCGUUCAGUAGACAAACUUCUUCAAAGAUUUUCUCCUUUCUUCAUUAAACAUGUAAAUCUUACACUCAGAAAGGAUUGAUUUAACUGGAAAACAAAACUUGUUUAUUAAUGUUAAACGAACCACAGCGACAAGAGGAAAUCAGUGAAGGAAAACUAUAUGUGUCAAGACAAUUAAGCUGUUAUGUUUAGUGAAAAUGAGACCAGAAAUAUAUUUGUGCGGUUUUAAACGAGCCAUA
Molecule: messenger RNA, 4193 nt
Organism: Anopheles stephensi (Asian malaria mosquito)
Lineage: Eukaryota; Metazoa; Arthropoda; Insecta; Diptera; Culicidae
Product: potassium voltage-gated channel protein Shaw-like
Exons: 11
Coding region: 622-2664 (680 amino acids)
Biological process (GO): potassium ion transmembrane transport; protein homooligomerization
Cellular component (GO): axon; neuronal cell body membrane; voltage-gated potassium channel complex
Molecular function (GO): protein binding; delayed rectifier potassium channel activity
Source: RefSeq, a predicted model, not a curated record